Molecule: messenger RNA, 1796 nt
Organism: Halichondria panicea
Lineage: Eukaryota; Metazoa; Porifera; Demospongiae; Suberitida; Halichondriidae
Product: proteasome activator complex subunit 4-like
Biological process (GO): proteasomal ubiquitin-independent protein catabolic process
Cellular component (GO): cytosol; nucleus
Molecular function (GO): peptidase activator activity; proteasome binding
Source: RefSeq, a predicted model, not a curated record
UCAAAGGUUGCAAUUAAAUCCUGAUCUCCUCUCUCAAGCUGAUUCCUCUGGGGCGCGAUAGCUCAACCGAUUUCUGUUGUGAUUAUAAAGAGGAUCAAGCUAUUGAUGGUGUAUAAACUCAGGGGCGCGAGGGUAAACUCAAUUUUACAUGUAAAAAACAUAGGGCCAUUAGGGCCACGUGGUGUUUUAAUUAGUGACCUUUUGACACUGGCAUUCCUCCUACGCCAUGCGCCACUAAAGAGAGUCUAUAGAUAAUCACUCCAACAAUCGUGGACCUAUCUCCUCGGCCUCUGGAUUUCUAUCAAGCACAUGGCAGUACAGAAUGCAGUUGCAACUGAAGUGAUCAUUUUCAUGCACAUUGAUAGUAAAAUGGGCGUGGCAGCAGCACUUCCGUCCCCCAAAAGCCACGCUCAUCAGCAGAUCAAGGAGAUAAAGCAAAACUUAUCCCACUCAGUUCAGAAAUGUGAGCUAUGGCCAGGAGCAUUGUACUGGACAAACCGACUAAAGAGUUUUCUCAGAGUUUAUGGCCUUCACUUCUCCAAAGAAGAUCAUGUUCAUCUCAUUCAUUUACUGUUUGAAUUAGUAACCGGGGACAACCUUGAAUCUCCUCUUCUUGGCACUUGGUCCACUCUUCUCACCCAUCUUCUGAAAAAAUUGAAAAUCCUAUCACGUGAUGAUCUGUGUUUGCCUUGGAGACCACUGUAUGCGCUCCGUCGACGUAUAUUUUACUCAAAGUUUUCAGAAUUGGGAAUGAAGAUUUACCCUCAACAUACCUGCUUAGCUGUUGAGGGUCUUAUUCAACAUGCUCGAAAUUAUUUCCCUGCUGAGUGCACCAAAGAUAUGUUAGAGGAAUGGCUUCCUUUGCUGUGUCCCUUUGAUCUCUCGUCAGUGGAGGGUGCCGGUUACUUGUCUGAGUUUCUUCCAACACGUCUUCCGUCGCAUUUCCAUCAGUGUAGCUUCAAACUGUGGUUUGAGAAAUUGAUGACUUUUUGGAUGGACCUUCCACUCUCUUCAUCGACAGAAGAGCCUUUCAUCAAGCUCUUUGUUCGACUUGCCCGCCACUGUAUGGGUUAUGUCGACUGGUCACCAUACCUCUCGAGAAUUUUUUCAAGGGUGUUGCGGAGCUUUAGUCUUCAAGUAGGCCGUCAAGAGCUACAUGGCAAUUCAAAAGGCAAAGAUUGUCUGACUCCACAUCUGUCUGCUCACCUCAUUAUUGGAAUGUUGAAUGGUUGUGAUCCCAAACCACAAGACCACCUCUCCAGCCUGAUGCUGUCUCUCGAGUCGUACUAUCACCCCUCUAAUGUCGGCAAGCACACUAGAACUCUUCUAACAUUUCUCAAGGAGUUGACUUGUUCUUUCAUCAAGCGACUCAAAAGUGAACAGUUUGCAACACCGAAAUGGUUUUCCAACAUUCCACAAAGUGCAAAGCUCUCUGACAACUGUAUUGAUCUCUUUGUUCAGAGCCUGUUACCCUCUCUUAAACUCGCAAUGUUUAGCAAGUUUGGCACCUCCAAUGCAUCUGCUGCUUUCCAUAGGCUGUCAUUGAUAAGGCCUGAGAUGGUGCUCCCAGAUCUACUGACUAGUACCUACCAGGCAUUAGACACUGUGACUGAGCCUCAUCAGGUGACUGCCACUCUACAGUGUGUGUCUGCAGUCAGUCGAGCUCUACUCAAUGGGGGAAUGGGGAGGUAUCCGGAAGGGAGAAGACACAUGUUUUCCCUGCUCAUGUUAGCUCUUCCUGGUAUUGAUGCCAAUGACUUCAGAAAAACUAUUACAUCUGGACUCUUAAUCUCCUC